Mangifera indica (mango) is the source of this 7096-nucleotide messenger RNA. RefSeq lists its product as uncharacterized. NCBI's taxonomy places the organism in Eukaryota, Viridiplantae, Streptophyta, Magnoliopsida, Sapindales, Anacardiaceae. Bases 626 to 6004 code for a protein of 1792 amino acids. The record is from RefSeq and is a predicted model, not a curated record. The transcript is spliced from 10 exons. Gene Ontology annotation, molecular function: ADP binding.
AAGCUGGCCAAACCUGCUAUUAAUUUUAAGACUACAAUCAUUAUCAUGUGGGUGUUGCCUUGGAAGAUGCGUUUGCUUUUAUGGGGUUAAUUUAUCAAAUAGUGUGGUCUUGUUCUUUAACAAAUAUUGUGUUCACACGGUGUAAGUUUCCGUUGUCAAAUCAUUUGAAUUUUGUGGAACUUUGAGUUGAUAAUGAAUCAUGACCAAUUGAUUCUCCUUCACUGAAAUCUCUUUCCAUCUUCAGUUCUCUUCUCUCAAUCAUUCAGAAACCACUCAAAAAUUCCUUCUCUCACAAACCUCUCUGAACCCAUAUCCUUCGAUUUCUUCAGUUGUACCUUACUUGCCCUGCUACUUUCGCUCUUUUGCUUUCUUUAUUUCAAAUUUUAUUUUUGCCAAUUUCCGAUUCUCUUUAUUUUUGAAAAAAAAUUCUGUUUCAAUAUUUCUCAUUUCAUAAGAAAAAAAAAAUCUUGCAUUCAGUUUUUUCUCGUUUACUAGAAUUUUUUUCACGUUUCUCUUAUUUAUUAUUAAUUUCGACAAUUGUGUUUACUCUUGUUCUGUGAUUUUUUUUCAUUUGCUGUACUUCUCAUCUGUUUUUCAAACUUGAAAAAAAAAAAACUUUUUAAAAAUGGUUGAUGUUGCCGGAAGUAUUGGGGGUGUGUUGAGUCCUGUCCUUGAAGUUGGCAAGUGGUUGGCUGUUCCAAUUUGGCGUCAAUUCAAGUACUUGUACAACCACAGUACCAAUUUCAAAAAGCUGGAAAACAAAGUUAAGGAGAUGACGAAUACAAGAGACGAAGUUCAGCGUAAGGUUACUGUUGCUGAAAGAAAUGUGGAAGAGAUCACACCGAAAGUUAAGGAUUGGCUGAAGGAUUUGGAGAAGACAAUUACAGAAGCAGAGCAGUUGAUUCAAGAGAGAGCAAACAACCCUCGAUGUUUUAAGGGAUUGUGGUCCAACUACAAACAAAGCAAGAAAGCUUUCAAAUUAAUCCGCGAUGAUAUUGAUCUACUCCUCCAGCAAGAAAAGGAAUUCGGUGAAAUUUCCUUUGCUACUAUUCCACAAGAUAUCCGGCUUGUAACUAGUGAAGAUUAUUUGGUACUCGAAUCAAGAACCUCGAUUACGAAGAAUGUAUGGGAUGCAUUAAAUGAUGAGAAUGUGUACAUGAUUGGUGUUUAUGGGAUGGGCGGUAUUGGGAAGACCACUCUUGUGCAGAAAGUUGGUGGGGAAGCGAAGAAAUUAUUUGAGGACAUUGUUUUUGUUGAGGUAACACAAAAUUUGGAUAUAAAAAAAGUUCAAACAGAAAUUGCAGACAAGUUAGGCGUAAAAUUCAGUAACGAGACUGAAAGAGCAGAUAAGUUAUAUGAGAGAUUGGGGAACGGCAAGAAGAUCCUUUUAAUUUUAGACAAUAUUUGGAAAGAUUUUGAUCUCAAGACUAUCGGUAUUCCUUCUAAAGCGGAUCAUGGAGGAUGUAAACUAAUGUUCACAGCAAGAGACUUAGAUGUAUUGGAGAAGAUGGGUUCUAUAAAUAAUUUCAAGAUGGGCAUUUUAGCAGAAAAAGAAGCUUGGGACCUAUUUGCCAAUAUGGCAGGUGAUGUUGUUCAAACAAGUGAACUGAAUUCUCUAGCGAAUGAUGUAUGCAAGCAAUGCAAAGGAUUGCCUGUCGUUAUUUGUGCUAUAGCUAAAGCUUUAAAAACCAAGACUCGUCCAUCCAAGUGGAAAGCAGCCUUAAGAGAAUUGAGAGCUCCUUCACCAUCCAAGUUUGAAGGAUUCCUAGAAGAGGAAUACAUGAAAAUAGCCUUAAGUUACAAGUAUUUAAGAAAUAAUGAACUUAAGAAAACAUUUUUAAUUUGUAGUCUAAUGGAAAAUUAUGCUUCCAUUUCAGACCUGUUCAUACAUGUUGUGUGUCUUGAUAUACUUGAAGGAGCUAACUUGACAAUGGAAGAUGCACGUGAUCGACUAGAUAAUUUGGUUCAUGAGCUCAAAGAUGCUAGUUUGUUACUUGGCGAGGUUACAAGCGAAUAUUUUGCUAUGCAUGAUGUUAUCCGUGAUGUUGCUAUCAUAAUAGCAUAUGUUGAUCAUCAUGUAUUUACAACAAAAAAUGACAUUGAACGAGAUUGGAAGAAUAGAGAUAAACUCAAGAAAUCCACAAGAAUCUCCCUCCCUGGUAAUAGUACUAUUAUUAGUCAACUUUGGCCCAAUGAUUUGGAUUGUCCAACUCUUGAAUAUUUCUAUAUGCCAAACUCUCAUUUCAAUAUCCCAGAGGACUUCUUCAAGGUGAUGCCGAUGCUCAAAGUUUUAAAUUUAGCUGGAUUGCAACAAUUGUCAUUGCCAUCAUCCCUUCAUCUUUUGAAAAACCUUCAAACACUAUGUUUAAAUGAUAGCACAAUUAAAGAUGUUGCUAUUAUCUGGGAGUUAAAGAAACUGAAAGUCCUUAGCAUGCGACAAUCAUUUAUUGAGGAGUUGCCUAUAGAAAUAGGUCAGUUGACUGAAUUGAGAUUAUUAGAUUUAAGCUAUUGUAGACAGUUGCAUGUUAUUGUGCCAAAUGUGAUAUCAAAAUUAUUGCAAUUGGAAGAAUUUCACAUAAAGGGAUGCCCUAUUCAAUGGAAGGUUGAAGUACUCAUGGAAUUAAAGAGCUUGAAAAAUCUCACAAGUGUAGAAUUGAAUGUCAAAGAUUGCAAGGUGCUACCUCAAAACUUAUUUGCCAAAGAGCCUAGAAGGUACAAAAUAUCAAUAGGAAAUUAUUGGGAGCGUAGAAGGAGCUUAUUUCCAGAAUAUGGCGAACAUGAGAGGACGUUGGCAGUUAAUUCUAUCAAGUUACUAGAAGAAUUUAAUGCAUUCAAGAAUGUUGAAGUCUUAGAGUUGGCUGAAGUUUCAGAAGAUGAGAACUAUGUUGAGGAUUCAAAUUUUGAUUUGCAGUCCAGUGAAAUCACGCCUUUAUUUAAUGAAAAGGUUAAUUUUACCAAAUUUAGAACGUUGGUAUUGUACGAUAUUAGUUUGGGCAGGAUUUGGGACAGCCAAAUUUCAACUUUCUCUCAAAAUUUGAAACAAUUGAAGUUGAAAAGAUGUGAAAAGAUGACAUAUGUGUUUCCAUUUUCUAUAGCCAAAAGCCUCAGACAACUUCAAAGCCUAGAGAUAAUAAAUUGUGAGGUUUUAGAGAAGAUUGUUGAAGAAGAAGAAGGAGCAGAAGUUGUUGUUAAUUCUAUCUUUCCAAAGGUAACCGAAUUGGUGCUCAGAUAUCUACCAAAACUUACAAUUUUAUAUCCAGGAUUACAUGCUUCAGAAUUCUCGAUGUUCAAAAGGUUGGAGAUAGAUUUGUGUGAAAAUUUGACUUUAAGAUAUUUGGGCUUGCCAGAUGAUAACAACAAGGGUGCACUUCCAAUAUCAGAGAAUAAGAUCAACCACAAUUUGGAGGAUUUUGAAUUGACAAAUGGUGAGAUAAGCAUUACUUGGGAGAGUGAAGAUAAAUAUCUUAGGAUCGGGCAGGAUGACUCAGCUUAUAUUCCACUUGGACUCCUCCAAAUAUUUCAAAGUGUGAAAAAGCUUGAACUAUCUGCGUAUGAAUACAAAGAAAUUAAGAGUGUAUAUAAUCUUCCAAAUCUUGAAGAUCUACGUGUAUGGGAUUGUGAGAAAUUGAUGAGUCUAGUGCCAUCUUCAGCUUCCUUACAGAAUCUUAAAGUUCUCGAAGUCACCGGUGCAAAUGCAUUACUUACCUUAAUAACGCCUUCAACAGCUAGAAGUUUGAUGCAGUUAAGAGAAUUGAGAAUAUCUAGGUGUGAAAUGCUGCUUGAAAUAAUAGGGAAUGAGGGAGAUACAACAACAAGUAGUGAGAUUGUUUUUGACAAUUUGAAGUUGUUGUCACUUACAGAGUUAGAAAGUCUCGAAUGUUUUUGCUUUGGAAAUUACUCUUUUAAUUUUUCAUCACUAGAAGAAUUAAUUAUAGAAGAAUGUCCUCAUUUGAAGACUUUUUCUCGAGCAAUGUUAAACACUCCAAAGUUGCACAGUAUCAAUUACGAGAAAAUAGGGAAUGAGGGGAAUGAUCUUAAUAAAAUCGUACGUGGAUUGUGCAAAAAUAAAGACGAGGAAAUCUCAGUUGAUCCUUCCAUCAAAAUUUGCAACAAUGAUAAUUCUAUAGAAAUUUGCUACGACCAACAUCCAACUUCCUUCUAUCAAAAUUUGACACACUUGAUCCUUCAGAAUUGUGGAAAUAUAAAAUACGCAUUUCCACCUACCAUUGCCAGAACUCUCCACCAACUCCAACAACUAAAGAUAAGGGAUUGUAUGGCUUUAGAAGAGAUUGUUGCAAAAGAAGAAGGAGCAAAUGCUGUGGUCAAUUUUGUCUUUCCAAAUGUAACCAUAUUGAAGCUUGAGAAUCUACCAAAUCUUACAACUUUCUAUCCUGGAAUGCAUACUUUAGAAUUGCCAAAGUUGAAGGAGUUGGUGGUGACAGAUUCUGAUAAAUGUCUGAGCUUCAAAAGCAGCAUUGAGGAGAGUGAAACUGAUAGUUUAGAUCUAAAAGCUAUCUCCUUGGACGAUAAGAUCAACUCUCAUUUGGAGGUAUUUGAAUUACGGAAUGAUUUAGUAGAAAUUACUUGGCAAAAUCAAUCUAAAACUCUUAGAAUCUCUGCCGAUGAGCCAACCUAUAUUCCACUUGGACUCUUUCAAAGAUUUCACAAUGUGAAAGAGCUUCGACUAAAUCAGUGUAAUUUAAAUGAUGUUUGGAGUUGUGAAAUGUCUUUGAGUCCACUGCUAUCUACACCUUCUUCCCAGAAUCUUAAAGUUCUUCAGGUAGAAUGGUGCGAUUGGCUCUUUAACUUAAUGACACCUUCAAUGGCUAGAAACUUGGUACAAUUGAGAGAAUUGAGCAUAUCAUGGUGUGACAGGCUAUUUGAAAUUGUAGAAAAUGAGAGAGAUGCAACAUCAAGUAGUGAACAAGUUGUUUUUAACAAUUUGAACAAAUUGUCACUUGAAAAUUUACAUUUUCUCUCAUUCUUUUGCUCUGGGAAUUACUCUUUCAAUUUCCCAUCUUUGGAAGAGUUAAUUAUAAAAGGAUGCUCCAAUAUGAAGUCUUUUUCUCAAGGAAUGUUAAGCACACCAAAGUUACACAAAGUCAAUUAUGAGGGAAAGGAGGUAGAAAAUGGAGGGAAUGGCUUGAAUUCAACUAUACAACAAGCACACAAAGAACAGGUUGACUCCAAUAUAAAGACAUUGGAAUUAAAUGGAAGGGAUAUAAUGGCGAUUUGGCAAGGAGAGUUUCAAAAGCACUUUUGCGAAAUAGAAACUCUUGAAUUGAUUAUGGAUGAAUAUACAUAUAUUCCGAUUCAAAUCCUUCAGAAAUUUGUCAGUCUUGAAAACCUUAUAUUGAAAGUGAGUUCAUACGAAGAACUAUUCUCGUUUGGAGAAGGUGAAGAGGACAUUGGAGUAAUCACAAACUUAAAACAAUUAGAAUUGUGGGGGCUUUUUAAUUUAAAGUACAUUUCAAAGCAAGACUCCCAACUAAAUUCAGUUCUUCAAAAUCUUCAUUCUUUGGAUGUCAACUAUUGUCACAAUUUGACUACUUUGUUGUUGCCUUCACAAUCUUUUGAAAAUCUAAGGACUUUGACAGUAUAUCAUUGUAAUAAAAUGCAAAACUUAAUGACAUCCUCAACAGCCAAAAGUCUAGUGUGUCUUGAAAGUUUGUCAAUACACGAAUGUAAAAUGAUGGUAGAAGUAGUAGCAAAUGAGGGAGAUAUAGAGAAUGGUGAAAUUGUUUUUAAGAAAUUGGAGGACUUGUCCUUGGAUGGUAUGGAAAGUCUCACACACUUCUACUAUGGGAAUUACACCUUAAAAUUCCCAUUCUUGGAAACAUUAUUUGUGGAUAGAUGCUCCAAGAUGAAAACUUUCUCUAGAGAAGGCUUAAGCAUGCCAAGGUUACUAAGCGUGAACUAUGAUGACUGUUCAAGUGACCCAAAUUCAGUUACACAACAAUUACAAAAUGAUUGUGCAAGGUUAUGGGAAAGAGUCCCAUGGUAGCAAACUGCAAAGUCACAUGGUUGCUGUCAAGAAGCAAACACCGAAAUGUAUUGCAGAUUACAUUGUUAAUUUAACUUUGUGAACGAGCUGGACUCAGUCACAACUAUGGAGCCAUUUUUAUCGUGUAAAUUGUCUUGCUAAUUCUCAAGUAUAUUCACUUCCAUAUUUGAUUCUGAAGUUUCUAGCCUCAAAUCCAUGUUUCCUGCCUGUUUCCAUCUUCUGGUGUGUUUUCAGCCUUUUCCUCUAUAAUUCCCUGGAGGUCUCUGGCUCUCUGUGGUUCUCCUCUGCAUCGGUCUAGCUUCUUCCCGUGAGUUCUUGGGUUCUGUGGAGGCGCCGUUCCGCUGCUAGUCUAUUUUGGCUUGGGUUGGCUCUCUGCAGCUGCUUUGGUGCAGAAAUCCUCUCCUGUUCUCUUUCCUUUCUCCUUCUGUGGAGUUGCUGAUUCCUGCAUCCCUCUCCCCUGUUGGUUCUCCCCUGCAUUGGGGUUCAUUGGGUUUGUUGGGCUUUUGCUGCCUUACUGCUGCCGAAUUUGAGUUCUUGGCUGCAGGUUCUGCUGGCAUCUUCCUACGUUUGAUGGUUGCUGCUUUCUUAAUCCUUUCUCUCCCAGCAUCUUUACUUGUCUCUCCUGGAGCCUUCCAACGGUGUUUUUGCGCGGGUGGCUCUUGGCUGUGGUUCCGGUAAGUUGCUUCUUAGUGAAAUGGUUGCACAUUGGUCCAUUUCUGUGUUUGCUCCUGGUUCCUGGGAUGCUGCAUGCUGUAUCAGGUGUGUGCCGGUUGACGCUUCAUACCAUUGGCUGGGUUCUUCUUGCUGUCUUUGGCGUCCUGCCACGGCUGGAUGUGCUGGGUUCAUGGUUAUUUUAAUUUCAGUUGGUCGUCUCAAGUACGCUCUCUGUUCUUAAGUAGUUUGUUGUUGGUUUGCAAUUUAGUGAGAGUUUUAGCCAUUGGGCUCGUGAUGUCUUGUACUUGGAGUGUUUUUUGGCAAUCUUGUGGGAUGAGCUUAGAUGUCUUUGUGCCCCCUUUCGGGUUUUUAAUGUAUAUAUUUACUUAUCAAAAAAUAUGUAUAUAUUUGAGUUGGAAGUGUUUCUGCGUAUUCUCA